This is a messenger RNA of Schistocerca cancellata (South American locust), 1733 nucleotides long. Its product is annotated as inositol oxygenase-like. Gene Ontology annotation, biological process: inositol catabolic process. Gene Ontology annotation, cellular component: cytoplasm. Lineage: Eukaryota; Metazoa; Arthropoda; Insecta; Orthoptera; Acrididae. Gene Ontology annotation, molecular function: iron ion binding; inositol oxygenase activity. Bases 606 to 1325 code for a protein of 239 amino acids. The record is from RefSeq and is a predicted model, not a curated record. The transcript is spliced from 7 exons.
GGCCAACGGUCGCUUUGUAAGCUGAUUAGCCUUCAGUUAGCUGCUUGACUUCGUGAGAGAGUGUUCAGCAAUUAAGCAGGCGUUAAAACUGAUACUACAGCUUUGGUGGUGAAGUUGGAGACUUAAAGGUUUCACAGUGGCGAAGGAUAUUCCGAUCGAGUCUGUGGGGCUCCGAAGCGGCAUCGGAAGCGCCUACCGCGGCAGUGCAUCAACCCAGAGGUUGUGGCUACAGGGUUAUCACGAGGCCGACGUUCGGCCGAUCUCAGUGGACGUGACGGCAACGGGCCAAGCGGCGACGGGGCGCUUCCGGCUGUACAUACGGUAAAAGGGCGCCUGCAGGUUUUGGGAAUCUUAGCGGAGACCGCCCACUCCAGACCUAGUCACAGGUGCUCCCCGAGUCUCCAUGUCUGCCGCCAAAGUCAUGGUGAAUAUCCAGCGUCGACGUCACAUCUGCUCUACGCAAACUGCCAGGUUCUCUGAUAGACCCGACGGAGAUACUUAGGCCAGAGCCUAUACAUGCAGGAAAACCGAUUGCCCUUUUCAGGGACUUCACCAUCGAUGUAAAUGAUCCCAUUAAGGAGAGGGUUCGCUUGCACUAUGACAGCAUGCAUAGGUAUCAGACGGUGGAAUUCGUCUUGGAACAACAUGAGAGGUGGCUGAAGUUCGACAAGCUUCAAGCAACUAUCAUGGAAGCUCUGGAGACACUGAGCACGAUGCUCGACCAGAGUGACCCGGACGUCGACUUCCCGAAUAUGCUGCACGCUUUUCAGACGGCAGAACGCAUCCGCCAGGACCAUCCAGACUGUGAAUGGUUUCAACUCACUGGUCUACUGCACGAUAUGGGAAAGAUACUCGCGCUGUACGGCGAGCCGCAGUGGGCCGUGACGGGAGACACCUUCCCGGUGGGCUGCGCCUGGGCCGAGUCCAUCGUCUACAGGGACUCCACAUUCCUGGAAAACCCCGACACUUACGACCCCAAGUACAACACCAAGUACGGGAUAUAUUCACCGCACUGUGGUCUGGACAACGUGCUGAUGGCGUGGGGACACGACGAAUACAUGUAUCGCGUUCUCAAGCACAACGACUCGAAGCUGCCGGAAGUGGCCCACAAAAUCAUCCGCUUCCACUCCUUCUACCCUUGGCACUCUGCUGGCGACUACAUGCACCUCUGCAACGAGGACGACAUGGAACUCUUGACUUGGGUCCUCGAAUUCAACAAGUACGACCUCUACACUAAGUGUGACAGAGUCCCAGAUCUGGACGAGGUGAUGCCCUACUACCAGCGCCUUAUUGACAAGUACAUCCCGGGCGUCCUCAACUGGUAGACCGUGCUCAAGAGUGCCAAACAACUUGUGUUCCCUGAGAUAUAAUUUCCAGCGCCCAUGACGGUCGUUUUACAUCAUUCAAACAUCAGGGGCACGUGUUUCUUUCUUUGCCUGACUGUGAUACUGUACUUUGAUUCUGUCUCCACGUUGAUGUCAUUAACGAUGUGAACUUCAUGAGUAGAUGAUAAGGUAAUUCUUCCAGUAAACUAAUUCUGCUUCUAAAGUUAUUAUUAAUAUUUUUACCGUUACAAACAAGCAUGGCCCUUACUGAAGUACCUCGAAGUUAAAUACGCUUCACGAGGAAAUAAAAUAUCAGUGAUCUCAUGAUUGUGAUGGGAUCUGUCUAUACCAAUUUAUUUUAAAUCGUAAUGUAUCAGAUGGAGAAAUUAAAGUGAUCUAAUUUUCAAA